GUGCGUAUGCCUCAACCUCCCAAAGAGGUUCUUACCACUCAGUUGGGGCACUUCGGAACCACUUGCACAACAAUAAUUGUCGCGUUCCACCUCGCAAUCGACGUCGAGGGUCGGUCAUCAGAAAGGUAGCUAACUUCUGCAGCUCGUCCAUAGCGUAGGCCGAACCUGCGCGUAAGGAAGCUCGAAAACUACCUACCGGCGCCAACUGGCCGCGUACCGGUAUGAAUGAAGAGGAAGUUUUCGACGACGAUGGAGCGGCUGGAUCAAAACAGCGCGCUACGGCCAAGCUCGCGACACAUGGCAGAUCGGCUUCGGUCCAGGUGGAGGCGGGCAGUGCUUUACCCCCGAACAGUGCCGCGCUUCGUCGACUGAUGGCUCGAGGUGCCUCAAUGGACGCCGGUGCCUUUCCGGAAGCGGAGGCACCCAUGUUCACGAAGCGCAAGGAGUUCAUUCGCCUCAAGAACCUGCAGACAGGCCACGAUGCGGUGGACACCCUGCAUCAGAGCGGUAUCAUGGUGUGCCCGAUAGCCUGUACGUCACAGCGAUGCGUUGGCUCGAUGAUGACGCCGAGUGGCGGCGAGCAGCAGCCCAAAAGACCACACGGUGUGGUGCGGCCGAAAGAGGAGGUGGAGGAACAUGCUCGGGAUUUCUUGAACCAGUACUACACGUCACUGAAAAGCAAGGACAGUCCGGCUCACGAGCGUCGCCUGGCAACCAUCCUGCUAGAGAUCGAGGACCGCGGCACGUACAAUAUCACCGAGAAGGAACUGGCGUUCGGUUGCAAGCAGGCCUGGCGUAAUGCGCCGCGUUGUAUUGGACGCAUCCAGUGGAGCAGGCUUCAGUUGUUUGACUGUCGUCACGUGACUACGGCAAAGGAAAUGCUGGAUGCUAUCAAGCGGCACAUCGAGUACGGCACCAAUGGAGGCAAUAUCAGGUCGGCCAUCACUGUUUUCCCGCAGCGCAUUGAAGGCCAGAGUGAUUUCCGUGUGUGGAACGGUCAGUUCUUCAAGUACGCCGGAUUCAAGCAGGAGGAUGGCAGCGUCAUCGGUGAUCCCUCCAGUCUGGAGUUUACUGAGGUGUGCAAGGGAUUAGGCUGGAAGCCGGAGAAGGAAGAGCCGUUCGUCACGCUGCCCCUGGUGCUGCAAGCGCGCGGCCAGCCACCGGAGUGGUUCGACAUCGCCGAUCUCAAUCUGGAAGUCGACAUCACGCAUCCGACGUUUGAGUGGUUUGCGGACAUGGCACUGAAAUGGUACACGGUUCCCGCCGUCACCAACAUGAUGCUGGACUGCGGUGGUAUUGAAUUCCCCGCUACGCCGUUCAAUGGCUGGUACAUGGGCACUGAGGUUGGAAGAGAUUUGUGUGAUGACAAUCGCUACAACGUAUUACCCGAAGUGGCUCGGCGUAUGGAGCUGGACACGCGCACUGCAUCGUCGUUGUGGAAGGAUAAGGCGCUGGUGGAAGUCAACCUGGCUAUCCUCUACAGCUAUCAGAAAGCCAACGUGACCAUCUCCGAUCAUCAUAGUGCCGCCGAGAGCUUCAUGAAACAUCUGGAAAAGGAGUAUGCUACUCGUGGAGGUUGUCCGACUGACUGGGUGUGGGUCAACCCACCAAUGUCUGCCAGUACUACACCAGUAUAUCAUCAGGAAAUGUUGAUGUAUCAAUUGAGGCCAUCGUACGAGUAUCAGGAAGAUCCAUGGAAGAUUGAAGCCAAUCGCAAGCUUGGCGAUCGCAAAGACCGAUUCAAGCGCUUUGCAUGGGUGGUGAAGACGUUCAAUCGCAUGUUCAAGACCAGCAUGAGUCGGCGCGUCAAGGCUGUCAUUCUCUAUGCCACGGAGACGGGCCGCUCGGCCACCUACGCCAAGAAAGUCGGCGAGUUGUUCAGCAACAGCUUUAACUAUCAGGUAACGUGCAUGGACGAGUACAACCCGCUGGAGUUGGAACACGAGCAGAUGGUUGUCAUAGUGACCAGCACCUUCGGCAAUGGAGAGCCCCCGGAGAACGGUGUGGAAUUCUUCAGGACGCUGACGGAAAUGGCAAAUGCCGAAGAAGACAACUCCCAGUGGCUGACGAAUAUCAAGUUCUGUGUGUUUGGACUGGGAUCUCGCGCGUACCCGCAGUUUUGCAAGUUUGGAAAAGACAUGCACGACGUGCUCAAGGACCUGGGUGGUGAGAGCGUCCAUGAUGUUGGUGAAGGUGACGAGCUGUGCGGCCAGGAGGAGUCCUUCCAUGAGUGGAUGAAGAAGUGCUACUUGGCUGCGUGUGAAGCCUAUCACAUUGCUGAAGGAGACAAGACCAUUGCCGAUAAAGCACUAAGUGCACUCCCGCCGGCCUGGGAAGCGAAGAUGUUCAGACUCAAGGAGGAGAAGGAUUGUGGCGGCAUGGUCCCCAGCAGGCCGGGGGCCUAG
Molecule: messenger RNA, 2405 nt
Organism: Sycon ciliatum
Lineage: Eukaryota; Metazoa; Porifera; Calcarea; Leucosolenida; Sycettidae
Product: nitric oxide synthase 3-like
Exons: 20
Coding region: 222-2405 (727 amino acids)
Biological process (GO): nitric oxide biosynthetic process
Molecular function (GO): nitric-oxide synthase activity; FMN binding
Source: RefSeq, a predicted model, not a curated record